This is a messenger RNA of Sphenostylis stenocarpa, 531 nucleotides long. The record is from the annotation of a GenBank genome assembly. NCBI's taxonomy places the organism in Eukaryota, Viridiplantae, Streptophyta, Magnoliopsida, Fabales, Fabaceae.
AUGUCUGGGGAAUCAGCCAGCGCAAUUCCAAGGGGUCAAGUUGAUCUCUUAGACUUCAUAGACUGGUCUGGAGUUGAAUGUCUCAAUCAAAGUGCCACCCACUCUCUCUCCAAUGCUAUUAAACAGGGUUAUAGAGAAGAUGAGGGUUUGCAUCUGGAGAGUGAUGCAGAUGAACAACUUUUGCUCUAUAUUCCUUUCACACAAGUUGUUAAACUCUAUUCCAUUGUUAUCAAAGGUCCUGAAGAUGAAGGUCCCAAGACAGUGAAACUCUUCUCUAACAAGGAGCAUAUGGGAUUUAGUAAUGUCAAUGAUUUUCCUCCAAGUGAUGUGGCAAAUUUGUCUGAAGAAAACCUUAAGGGGAAGCCAGUACUUCUAAAGUACGUCAAAUUCCAAAAUGUUCGCAGCUUAACAAUAUUUAUUGAGGACAACCAAACAGGUUCAGAGGUCACAAAAGUUCAGAAGAUUGUGCUGCAUGGUUCAACCGUUGAAACAACGGACAUGAAGGGUUUGAAGAAGAUUGAGGAUCAUUAA